CUGGGCUCUGGCGCCUACCUGCGGGCAGCCGUCGCAUCCGCUUGCAUGGCUCGGAGCACUGGUCCCGCGCUUCCCCCGCCGCCUGAGGGCGUCCUUCCUGCUCAGGAGCCCUAGAUUUGUGAAGCGCCAGCCUGCCCUGUUCUCUCAGGCCUCUGGUCCCCUCAGGAAACGCAUGCUCUCUUGGUGCUGUGGCUUGGGGUUCUGUAUCGCGCCCUUGUAGGAGGGACAAAAGGCAAGAUGGAUGUUCAGACGUGGUAUUUGAAAACUUCAAAGCUGGCACUGGCUUUGGCAAUUAUCCACUCAAAACCAGCAGACAGAAGCAGCAGAGAAUACACAGAGCAUCUUGCCACCUUGGUGGCCCAGAAGGAGUCCAAAUGUAAAUCAAAAGUUGAAGCUUUAGAAGCUGAAGUUCUACAAUUACGUCAACAACUUUUCCUCAGCAGGAUUUCCUCAGGGUUGUUUAAGAAUGGACACGAUGUGUUCCCCCCUGCGUUGCCAGAUCAGGAGCCUACAAGUUCUGAAAAUACAUUGGCUUUGAUGGAUGAUUCUGGAUGUGUUUUAUCAAAUGAGCAGCGAAGCGAACCUGCAGAGCUGUCCCAGCAUUUGGUGGAGAGCUGCAGUCCCCCAUCCCUUCUACCACUGCCUCUUGAGAGAAAGCCAUGCACCACCCUGGAAAAUCCUCCGUCUUCUCACCUGCAGUUCUUGCAACAUCUGCUUGAACUGAAGAAACUGACAGAAUCCAGUAGUCUGAAAAUAUACUUAGCCCACUUUGAAAAAGACUCUUCCACUGUUUCUGACUCUGUUUCACAGUUGUUAGAUGGCCUGAUAACGUUUUACCGUAACCCCAAACUCCCUUUCUCAAGCUUUUGGACUGAAGCUGUUGGUACAUUAGCUAGACUGGCGAGUGAUUUUAGUUUAUCUAAUCAUAUUCUUAAAAAAUGUUCUAAGAAGUUAGAAGAAUUUGAGAAAACUCUCCUACAGGCUAUUUUAGGGAACAACAGUAUAAACCGGUUCCAGGUACAGCAUUAUGUCUCUCAGAGUCUAGUGACCCUAGGAAGUUGCAGCCUAUUGAGGAAGUCUAUUAUACUGCUACUGCUAUCUGAGGUGAACAGCUUUGUGGACCACCUGGGAGCCAUCAAUCAGGAUCAAGGCAAUUAUGAUGUGACACGCUAUGAAAAUAUUUUCUCCCUACUUUGGAUUCUGGAGCAACUUCUUCAACAGGAAACCCAGGGAGAUCACGCUUUACACAUUGAUCACAGCAGCCCGGAAAUCCAGACAUUUCUUCAGAAGCAUGAUGAAACCAUCUUCCGACUUUCAGAUGCGUUUCCUUUAUUUACUUUUUACUUAUGGAGACUAGGCAUUCUCUUGAACUCAGCAGAGAUGGAGACUGUUGAGAAUGAAUCCGUUCCUUAGCAGUCUACCAUAUAUCAGAAAAUGGUGUGCUUAAAUUUUUUCAAAGGUAUUUUUAAAUGAGUAACUUAAAUUGAUUGACCUACCUAAUCAUUAACUCAAUUUAGUGAUGAGACUUUUGCAUAGGAGAUAAUGAAUAGCUGUUCUGUAUUGCAAUCAGGCAAUUUCAGUUGGCAGUGCCCGUUACAUUCAUGUAUUGUAUCUAUUUCCCUCCAUAGUCUAGCUCUGUUUUCUAAAAUGGACCAACCAUUAUCUCAUAAAGUAUAGUAAAUUGUGAAAGACUUCCAUCCAAUAUAAAUCUACAGCUUGUAAUGAAAUACAGAUUAAACUUCUGUCAUUUAACACACUUAAAUAUAAGGUUUAAAUAUAUGGUAAACAAAAAAAUCCCAAAUUUAUUAUGUAGUUGUACUGAUGUCAUUUUCCUCUUGAAGAAUAGUUCUGUAGAAGGAGAAAAGGCUUUGAAAGCCAAUGGGUUUUUUUUAUAAUUUUACAUAAUCAACAUGUUUGUUAUGUAUUUUUGAACUGUUAAUUAGUUUUUUUAUAAUGUCUGUUUUUAAAACAAAUUUUCUGUUGAUUAUAAACAUUAUUACUCCUAUGAUUGUUAAAAUGUAGUAAAGUUGCAUAUUAUUAAGUCAUUAAGGAUGCUUUUAUAAAUUUUAAUAACCUCCAAAAAUACACUUUAUUCUUAUUAAAAGUACCGGGUUGAAUUUUUCCAUUACACAAUUUCCUUUACUUCAUUUCAUUUAUUAGAAUUAUAAUAGACAAGUGUAAUGAGCACACAUUUUGUACUUUCCUAUUGUGCAAUUUAAAGAAAAAGUAAUGUAAAUUCUUUCCUUUGUUAAUUCUGUGUGGUUCUGUUUUAUAAGUUAAUUAUCAUUUUCAGAUGCCAUUAGUACUAAAAAAUAAACCUUGCUAUUUUCUUCUAUAAUAUAUAUAAAGUUACAUCAUAUUCCAGAAUUAUUUUUGGAAUUAUUUACCAGGAAAACUGUUGUAGAAAAAAGUCUCUCCUAGAAAUGGCUGUAUAAACAAGAACAGAAAUAUCAGACAGUGUACAUAUUAAGAUGGAAUGAAGAAAAUUUCCUGGGGUUUCACCCCUAGAUCAAGAACUUAAGACAACUAAUGACUGCUUGGAGAGGGAGAAUUAGCCUGCCCCAGUGAUGAGCCACUUAUUUGUUAUCCAAUGAAGAGUGGUUAUCCCUGAAAUCAUGUGUACACACACACACACACACACACACACACACACACACACACACACACACACACACACA
Mesocricetus auratus (golden hamster) is the source of this 2678-nucleotide messenger RNA. RefSeq names its product meiotic double-stranded break formation protein 4 (gene Mei4). The record is from RefSeq and is a predicted model, not a curated record. Lineage: Eukaryota; Metazoa; Chordata; Mammalia; Rodentia; Cricetidae. Gene Ontology annotation, biological process: oogenesis; DNA recombination; homologous chromosome pairing at meiosis. The transcript is spliced from 5 exons. The coding region runs from base 238 to 1413 and encodes 391 amino acids. Gene Ontology annotation, cellular component: lateral element.